Diorhabda sublineata is the source of this 10196-nucleotide messenger RNA. RefSeq lists its product as uncharacterized. Bases 196 to 1776 code for a protein of 526 amino acids. The record is from RefSeq and is a predicted model, not a curated record. The transcript has 3 exons. Lineage: Eukaryota; Metazoa; Arthropoda; Insecta; Coleoptera; Chrysomelidae.
UAGCAAAGCUGAAGUUAACAGCCAUAGUGUUCACUGUGAACAAAUUGUUUCAUAUUUUAAACGAGGAUUAUUUUGAAAAUAUGAGUUAAGUGAAUGUUUUACAAGUGCUGAAAGAUGUGAAACAAAUUAUUACUUCUAUUGCUGUCCAGUUUUCAACAAACUACGUCGAAGUUAUAACAAAUAAUAGAGAAAAAGAUGGCGGCUGUAGAUUCGGCUGAAAAAGAAGCCAGUGAGGUUUUACACACUUUAUUGUCGGUAGAGAGAAUAGAAAAACAGGAAGACGCUGGUGAUAAUCAGUCAUAUACAUCAAAUACUAAUGUUGGUAAUGAUGGUCAAGAAGAAGCUCAAAUCCAGUGGCAUACACCUGUUUCAAUAUCUCAUUCAUUAUUUUCUGCAAUAGAUGCAUCCGCCCACUUCGCCCAGAAUAUGGACGAACAGCAGGUAGUUAUAUGGGAGGGACACACUAUAGUCGAUUCAGAUGCAAAUAUUAAUACAAUUUACACUGGCCAUUCCUUGGAAGAAUCGGAAACGGGUGACGACGAGUCAUUAAAGGGUCAAGAAAAUGGUUUAAAAAAGGAAUCGCCAAAAACAAAAAAGAAAAUUCCCGUUAAAAAGAAAAAGAAAGUGGGUGAUGGUAUCAGUAACGACCCUACUAGAUUGGAAGAAAGCGCCGCUCAAGUAAAAGACAGAUUUAAAAGAGGAUGUGAGUGUCAAGAUGAGAGUUGUUUUCGAGGACUUAAUCCUGAAAGUGUGUAUAAACAUCGACUAAAUAUAGCGGAACUCACAAAAGGAGAACAUGAUAUGUAUUUAAUGGGAGUUACUAUGGCCUGUUUAGCGAACCCCGAUACAACAGUUCGACAUAAAGAGAGAAGAAGACUUAGAGCACAGUAUGUUUAUCAAGGUAGAAGAGUGUGCCUUGACGCUUUCUUAUAUUUAGAAAAUUGUACCCAUUAUCAAUUGAAGCGAAUACGAAAACAUGUAAUGACUCAUGGUGUAGCACCUAGAAUUCAUGGUAACCAUGGCAAAAAACCGCAUAAUACUUUUUCAUUGGACAUUUACAGGCAUGCUACUGAGUUUUUAAAACAAUAUUUAGAACAACAUACUGUAGAACGGGAUAUUUUAAAUACAAAACAACCUAUACAGUUACCAUGGGAUGUAACUAGAAAAAAUUUACACGAUUCUUAUAAAGAAUAUGGUCAAAUUUUAGAACCAGGAAUAAAACUCAUGGGAUAUUCAACUUUUAGGCACUUUAUGAAGGAACAAUUUCCACACGUUAAAUUCUGUAAAGUGGAACCAAAAUCCUGUUCAUCUUCUCAUCAUACUAAUAAUACUCAUAACAAUAACUCUCACAACAAUCAACAACAGCAGCAACAACAACAACAGCAGCAACAACAACAGCAACAGCUCCAAGCUGUUCAACAGCAAACUCAACAAAUACAAACUGUAGUAGAAAGACCGCGCGAACAGCAAAUACAAGUACAAAAAUGUGUAAUAAGCAAUGAAGUGCAACAAGUUAUUCCACUUGUAGUAGCUCCAUCUCCAACUGAUGCUACUAAUAAUCAACACCAUCAACAAACAUUUUUAGUUACCCCCGUACCUCAAUUAGUACCUAACGGUAAUAUUGUUACCCCGCAAAACGCAAAUAAUCAUACUACAACAAAUACAUUUUCAUAUCAAUUGGCAAACACUGGUUAUGUUAUAAACGAACAAGGAAACAUAGUUACGACAAUGGCUAGUGCUCAACAUCACACUCCUUAUACUUUUGGUCGAAUGUAAAAUUAAUAAUAAAAUAUGUAAUAUGUAUAUAAGGUUAACCUCGAUAAUGCUACUCAAAUGAUUGUGACUGAUGUUUGGUAUAUUUACUUGGUAUAUGAAGUAUUUCAUAUGUCUGGUAAAUUAUUGGCUUUAUGUAAAUUAUAUUUUUUUCUUUCAAAUCUAUAUAGAAGAACUUCGAGAUAUACGGGUAAAAAAACAUGAAAUACAAUUCAUGGUGUACUUUUUUACCGUGCUCCAUGUGGGUAUAAUACAUAUUAUGUUUUCAGUUAUAACUACAGUUAACAUGUACUUUUGUAUUUGUUAAUCAUGUGAGUAGCACGUCUGGAGAAGUUAUUUGUAGAUAUGUAAGUAUUUAUUAAAAAGAUAUUUCUACUUGGAUUAGAAAUUUUUGAACAAUUUGUUGUAAAACUAAGUUGUGGUUCUUUCUACAGCAAUAUAUUAGUGCAGGUAGAUUGUCCAGUUUUAAAGACAAUGGUCGCAUUCAACGGACGAAGCCGUUCUGCAACUUUGUACAACAGUAGCGGUUUCGUUCGGUGACAUAUUUGAAAGUAAUUAUUGCCAAAUAUUGCCAACCCUUGGUCAUUUUUAGUUAGAAAGAUAACGGGAAUUUGGUUGCAUUGAAUAGGUAUUGUAAUUGAAAUUAUGAGUUUAGCACCAACUGCUUUAUUUAGGAUUUUGCAAUCAGUACUAGAGACCUUCUAAUUCAUAAUUAAAAGGGUGAAUUUGUAACCUUUCAAAGUGAUAUCACUUUUUUUAUUAAAUUGCAAUUAAAUGUUUUUUGGAACUUUGAUUCUUUGAUUGCAAAACUUUAAAGCUUCACUUUUACAAUUGAAGUACUGAAAAUGUACCAUCUCGCCCGUUUUGGUCAAGUAAAUAUUAACCCUGGAUUACUAACCUUAUUUUGACGAUUAUUACACGAACCUUCGUCGUUUCGACUACAAUGUUUAAUAAAGUGAAACAAAUUUCAAAUAUUAAAAAUAAUGAAGAUAAAAAACUAAUGAAAUUAACAUUCUUUAAGAAAAUCUAGAUAUUAAUACAUUUGUGACAUAUGUUAAGUUUGUGCUCCCGCACCACGAUUUAUGACAUUACAUUUGGCGCUAGUACUUUUAGUCAUUCUUCUCUUUGCGAAGGGACACGGAUUUUCCUUUUUUUGUACAAGAGCUUGUAUUAUGGUGUUGGAUCUCGUGAUAUUUAUCGUUUUUGAUAAACUCUUCACUGAUAAAUGCUAUUCUAUAUUGAAUGGAACUAUUGGUUGAAUUUUAACUAAUUUACUAGCACUUGUUACAUGUUAAUGCCUUCUACGGUUGUAAGGUAUUUUUGCUCCCUAACCAUGCCUAUCGCCAGGUUAGACGGAAUAUAUUUUACAACGUUGCCACGUGCGGCCAAUGUAUAACAGAUGAAAUAAAAACAUUUAUAUAUUUAUAAAGUAGUCAUAGGAAAUAAUAAAAGAAUAAUAGAAAAAUAAAGUAGUGAGAUUCUACAUAAUUGCCGGCCUUGAAAGGUCAUACCUUUCAAAACAUGAUUAUAUUAUAUUAUUAUGGUUCCCUUUCAAUAGGUAAUACACUUAUUCUAGACACCGAUCGUUUCAAGUACUUUGUACCAGUUUUAACUAUCACUACCCGAACGUCUCCAUCGUGUCCUUGGUGAAUUUCGCUGAUUCUACAAAUUUUCCAUUGAAGCGGGGGUAAGUUAUUCUCUUGUAAAAGCACCAACUGUCCAAUCUUGAAAAUAUCAGUCGGAUGCUGCCACUUGUAUCUUUGUUGUAAAGUGUGUAAAUAAUCUCGUGAUCGGUUUACCCAAAACUGUUGAAACAGAAGCUGCAUCUACGAGCUACCAAUUAGGAAAUGUCCAGGAGUCAGAAUAUCAAAAUCUUCUGGAUUCUCGGUGAGAGGAACAAGAGGUCGAGAAUUGAUUACAGCUUCUACCUGAACUAACACGGUAUAGAAAUCUUCGUAUGUAAGUAAAGUGUUUUUCAAUAUUCUUUUCAAGUGAAAUUUUGUGAGUCGCACUGCCAACUCCCACAAGCCACCGAGAUGAGGCGAUCGGGGGGGAAUGAGUUGUCAAACAAUUUUAUUUUCAAAAAGAAAUGGCUGAAUUUUGGGGUUAUUGACACGAUCAAGCACAUUUUUUGCGCCUAAAAAGUUAAAAGCGUUAUCAGAGUAAAUGUUGCUACAGAGACCUCGUCGGGAGACGAAUCUUUCUAACGUAUUUAAAAAUCCGUCGGUAGUUAAAUUGCUCACCAAUUCAAGAUGCAUAGACUUCGACGCAAAACAAACAAAUAUGCAUAAAUAUACUUUGAGUGAUUUUGUAUUUCUUAAGUAGCUAUUUUUUAUGAGAUACGAUCCUGCAUAGUCAACUCCACAUGGUUUAGCAGGUUUUAGCCGCGCGGAAGGUAAAUUGUCCAUUUUUUGAUGAGUAAUAGAUGGAGUUGCGCGGAAACAUACAAACCUCUUAUUGUGCGUCGACCACUUAGUGGCCAAAAUCUUUGACUGACGUAUUAUAGACAGUAGGGUUUGAGGUUCCACAUGCAAAUUUUUGAAAUGUUCAUGACGAAGAGAUGUUUGUAAAAUGAUGUUUCGAAGGUAUUAUAAUGGGAUGUUUGUUUUCGUAGUCUAGGUCCGCAUUUUUUAAACGUCCUACUCUCAAAAUAUUAAAUUCGUCUAAAAAUGGAUCUAGGGAUAUUAAUUUGCUGUUUCGAGGUAUUAAUUAAUUAAUGUUCAUUUAAAAAAUUGCGAUUUUUUCACCAGAUCCUGACACUUAGAAGCAAACACCGGGUUUUCACAUUUGACACAUAAUUUGACAAAUUAGUUUAUAAACUUGUUCACAACAUCGUUAUAUUAAUACUUGGGACACGUUCACUAUUUCUUGAAGGUCCCGAACUUGGACUUAAAUUUUCAAGGAGUUGUGCGUCAUCUUCGGUAACCAGCACGUUUUUAGGGUUAUUUUUAAGCACAUGUUCAUUUAGACAUAUUUCCCAUGAUUAAAACGUUUAGAAAGUAAGAAUAAUAAUAAUUUGCAUAAAUAUUUUUUUCAAAGAGGAAAAUUGAAAACAUCCAUCAUAAUACAAUAUUUAAUGAUUAUCCAUAAAGGUGUUUUUGUAAACCACAUGAUUUGUAGAAUUUGCAAAUGAAUACUUAAGUAUAAAAGAAAAUAUUUUAAUUUUUGUAUGUUAUCGGGCGCUGAGACUACUCGGCUGUUAUCAAACAAUUUACAACUGUGGUUUCCUGUUAUUUCUGUAGGCAUCUUCGUACAGGUCUGCCUCUUUUCCUUCUACCUGUUUUAUUAUAAUUAAAUGUUUGUCUGGUUAUGUUUGUUGCUGGUUUCCGUAGUGUAUAACGUACCCAUCUUCAUUUUUCGUAAUCAUUAUUUGGCUAGAAAAUUUUGUAGAUAACUCAUAGGCAUCUGUUGAUAAACGUUUGAAUUCUCUGGAACAUCUUUUUAUUAUAUGUCCAAGUUUCGGCCCCAUAUAAUAGAACAGAUUUUACAUUGCUCUGUAAUGGUCUUAGUUUUGUUGUUCUUGGGAUACUUGUUGAAGACCAUAUUUUAUACAACGAAUUUUGCAGCGUUUUGCCCUAUUCUCUUUCUAUCACUUUCAGUACCUCCUAUUGUAUGUAUUAUUCUGCCUAAAUAGCAAAAUUGCCCAUCUUCAUCUAUUUCUAUUCCUCCUAAGUAUAUAUCGCUUUCAGUACUUGUUUUGCUUUAUCUUUAUAUCUUUGUUUUUUGCUGUUAAUGUUCGGUCCAAAUGGUGUUAAAUUAUUAAGUGGCCUGUUUUUUCUUGCAUGUGAUUUAUUUUUGUUGUUAUUAUUUAUUAAUUAAUUCGAGAAUAAUAGAAAAAUAAAGUAGUGAGAUUCUACAUAUGGAACUCGAAGUACUACUUCUUGGCAUGUUUAAAAUUUGUGUAAUCGAGUCCUGCAAAGUAGUUUAGAACGUUGAAAUCGUCAACUUUUUUUUGGUGAGAUUCUAUCAGUUUGUGAUGCAGGUCUUUUAGGUAAUCGCGACCCGAUAAAGGUGUUUUGUUAACUCCUAUAGUAUUACAUACGUAACUAGUUAUAAGUGCAAUAUUGAGCAUCCCAUAAAAACUGUACAACGGCCAAUGCCAUGUCUUCCGGCAACAAGAAGUAAAAGCACACAUUUGAUCCAUAGUAUCUAUCUCUCCUUUAGUCUGAUUAGAAAAUUAAUUCAUUAUAGGCUUUUUAGUAUUUUCAUUUACCGUCCCUUCCUCAUCACAUGUAGAUACUACGAAUACUACUUUUUGGCGUUUUGGUUUAAAGGAAAGCAGCGUCAAUUCAUAAUCAUAACAAAACAUAGCUGUUCCAGUUCCACUCGCGCAGUCAUUUUAUAAUUUCUCUCUUUUAUUUGCUCUUAAAGUUCCUGUUAAUGUUAGCUUAUGUUAUUAUUUUUUCAAUAAGUUUGUGGCAGUGAAUUGAACCAAUUGUCUAUGGUAAUAUUUCUAUUAGUACCACAAACAUUGCGUGUCAAUUCUUUCACAAAAUAUUCUCUGAACGGUACUCCAUUAGUCCUAGUAAAAGAACCCAGAUAGGCCUUGGCAUUUACCAUAUACUUUGUAGAUUAGUUGUCAACUACCAUCACGAUUUUCAUUCCACAUUUACUUGGCUUAUUAGGUAUAUAAAUGCGAAAGGGACAUCUUCCUCUAAAAGCCAAUAAUUGUCCAUUAAUGGUAAGAUAGCAACUAGGUUUGUAGUUCUCACUACAUACAGAUUCCAUAAAUCUUGAAACUUCGGCCAGUCUUCGUUCGUGGCGCGUAGAUUUGACGUCGAAUCUGAGGCAGUUUAUUAGGAACUCAAACCUCACAAAAGUCAUUGUACUUCGGUACCAAUUCCCACAAAAUGUUAUUUCUUUAUGGCAAAUGAUCUUCUUUCAUAGCUGCAUAUGAUGUAAGUACGCCAAUAAGGGCUUUUAUUUAAUUAUAAUGUCGGUGUAUGAGUAGCUUUUAUAUUUUACUUUUAUCUCCGCAGUAGUCUGGGUCACAAAUAUGUCAAUCAUAUCAUAGGUAAUAAAACAUGAAAAGCAUCGGAGGUGAUCUAAUUCAUUUUUACAUAAGCGUGUAGGUCCAGGUCUAAUAUGAACAAUAUUAUUUGUAGCUAUUCUGCUUCGUGAACUUGACUUCACUGAUGACCACUCGUGUUUGUUUUUCCUAAGAGAAUCGUACGCGAUGGUCGUACUAUCAAAUCACUGCAUUGUAUGGAUGAGCUAGGGGUAGAGUCUUCAAUAGACUGAACGGGAGAUGUAUCAUUACUUGCCUGAAGAGCUUGACAUAGAAAUAGAAACAUCUUCAUCACUAUCCGUUUCAUAAGCUGGAUCAACAUGGUCUUCUCUCUGAUGAAUUUUCGUCAGCGCUUUCAUCUUGUAAUAAUAAUUGACGUACCUAUUGUAUUUAUAAUAAUAAGAAGUAAUAUGAAUAACAUAAAUCCACAUAAGAAAAAAAUACGCAAAAGUGUACUAACUUAAAAAUACAAAAUGUCAGGUUAAUACUAAUCUUCGUCGAUCCGACGAGCCAUGGUUGCUGGUAUGGUGCUCACGGCCCCCUGUGCACAAAACACUACCGUCCUCCGUAAGGGCAACGGUUCGACUAAGAUUUGCUCAAGUAAGAAAGGAGAGAUGCGCGCAAAAGUCAGCACGACUUUUUAAAAACCGCGUCGUCGAAUUGACCAGGGUUAAAAACUGUCACGAAUGUGUCAUAAUUGCAAAAAAGAGAAUAUAAAGUAAUAUAAAUUGAUCCUGCUUUGCUUCUCUUGAUUUGAUGUUUUCAAUCCAUCGAAGGUAACCACAACAUUAGUAAAAGUUUUCUGAUUUAAGAAAGACUUGUACAAAUAUUGUGAUGACUAGUUUUGGGAUGCCGAUAUACCGAUAUUUUUUUGAUAUAUCAAACUUCGAUAUUGAUGUAUUGAAAAAAAAAUAUAAAUAUAUCAAAAAACCGCUAUCCUAUUUGGUAUAUUGAAAAAGUUUUUUAUGAAUCAAAGAAGGUACUCUUGUUCAUUAGCAUGCCUAUAUUUUUAUAUAAAAGAACCCUUUUCAAAUUUAUCUAAAAUGUAAUUAUAUUAGUUGUGCCCCAAUUUCAAUUCAUUUUGUACAAACUUAGGCAUAUAUGAGGUUUGAAUCACUUAUAUAUUUUGUUAAAAUUAAUAAUGGGGAAACUUUUAGUUUCGAAAACUUAUAUUUUAUUCCUUAUAUAUGUCAUUCUUAGUGGAAAUGGAAAUAUCAACUUGUGCUCCUUGUAGCUACCCUAAUUCGUUUAUUCAUCUAAUUAAUUUUAGUCAAUAAGCUGCCAUAACUAGCCAUAAAUUUCAAAAAUAGAAUUUUUUUCACAAUAUAAUCUUAAAACAAAUGAGUUAUUCAUUAUUCAACCCAAAACUGUGUAGCACUUGGGAUUUUUGGGCUAAUACUAUGAUAUUUCGUAAAAAAUAGUAGAAAUUUAAUAUAAUUUAAAUUUAAUUAGAGUACAAUGUGACCACAUUAAAAAAUUUAUAAAAAGCCAAGAACAUAAAAAUUUCUCGACAAAAAACCAUUCCUAAACAAAAUGAAAAUAGGUAAAUAACCUUUCAAUUAGAACAUAUUUUGAUGGAAAUAGAAAACAUUAACAAAAAUAGUUAAACGAUAGAUACUCUUCGAUAUAAGAACGGCUAACGAAACAUUAAACAAAUUUACGAAAAGCGAUGCAAAAGGAAGGAUAAUAUAUAAAUCAUAUAUCAAGUUUUCUCUAUAGCCAAGCUACAGGAGUAAGUGGUAUAAUAUUUAUAUAAAAUUCAUCAUCCUUUUUCUUCAAUUGGUUCUUGUUACCAACUUCUCUAUCUUUUUCACUCUCGUAUCAUUCGAUAGAUAUCUCCUAAUUCUUCCACUCAAUUCUACUUAUAGUAUUUUCAAUAAUAAAAAUAUAUUAUAUCCAUCAUUUGAAAUAAGUACAGAACAAAAGUUUUUCUGCUAAAGCAACACUUUUCAUUCUUAGCUUAGCUUCAAUUUAUAAGAUAUGUUCAUUUUAACACUUCUAUCUGUAUUAUUUUGGAUGAAAUAUUUAACUUACCUACAUAAUUAGGAGUGAACUAGAAAUAAUUUCACCAAAGUUAUUUAUACUCAGUACCUGAGUGCCUAUAUUUUCCUUAAUAAGCCAAUCCCCUGAGGGAAAUUUGAUGAAAAUUAUUAAUUCCAUUUUAUAUUUUCGUUUUAGUAUUAUUUAGAAAUUCACUUUUGUUUUCAAAAUUCCGUCCCGAGGUUUUUAUGUAUUGUUGUGUGAUAAUAUUUUUCUGCACCUUCUUACUGUAAAAAGGUAACUAUGGAUAAUUUUGGUAUAAAGCAUAUUUGAGGUUUUGCACAAAUGAUGACAAAUUAUUUCUAAAGCGACCGAUUGGUUUCAUAUAUAUUAAAAUAAUCUGUAAGAAAAUAAUCAUAAUAAUAAUGUUUCUAUAGUUUUAUAAAACUAUUGAAAAAUAUACUAUAUACUCGUUUAUUGCAACACAAUUUAAUUAGUAAAAUUAAAUUCAAAUUAAUUCUUCAUCUAACUAUUAACAAAUCAUUUUUCUCUGUUAUUUUUAUCUAACAUAAGUAAACCGGACCAAAGUGAAAUUGAAAAAAGGGGAUUUGACCACAUAUCGUGGUUUAUUAUGUUUUAACUUUAUCAGUAAGAAUAUUAACUUUACAUGAGUGAUUCCCAAUAUUAUUUCAUUACGAUUAGAUAGGUUAUCUAUGAAUACACGAGAAAAAAUCGAUAGACGAAUCAUAUCCUCCAUUAUUUUAACUUUUGGGUGAGUUAUUUGCAUAUGCAUAGAUUUUAAAUUUUUAAAUAACUCAAUUAUAUUUUGUAUCAUUUUAUAGUUCAAUUUUUGAUUUUUUUAGUUGAGUUAUUUAUUAAUUUUUGUUUUUACGAAAUUCGUAUUUAGUUACAUUGUAAAGCCAUAAAUCCCCAAAAAGUUCACAUUGUAUACUAAAUUUGAAAUUUUAAGGCAUAUAUUUCAAAUCUCUUUAUAGGGUCGGCUAACAAGGUUAUCCACUUGAUGUAUGAAAAAAUAUAUAAAUAAAUAAGAAAAAGAAGAGUAAUUAACGUUAUUUUGUUUGUUUGUUAUUACGUUUGUGAUCAUUAUUUAUAGUUUUAUAUAAGAAACCAAAAUCUGUACACUUAAAAUAUGUUGGCAAAUUAGAAAUUUAAGGAAAGGGUACAAUUAGUAAAGGCUUCUUAUAUUGAAUUUUCAUACCUUAUGUAAUAUUCUUUAUAUAGGAAACAAAAUAAGUCUGACAUGUUUCAUAUUCGUAUUUAUUUCUCACUAUACUUAAUUUAAAUUCAAUGGUUGGCAUUUUUAGUGUUUUAUACUUUCAUUAAUUAGAUAUAGGUACGAAUAGGACAUAUUUGAAACUCCUGUUUAAAUUUUGUGAUACGGUAUCUAUAUUUUUAAUAAAUCAACUAAAAUUAA